GUUUCCUAGAAGAUCACCCGGAUGGGCGGCGCCUCCCGGAGCGCGACAAAGGGCGAGGACGAGCAGCGAGCAAACGCGACGAGAGACUGUAACCUUGGACAUCAACCUCCAAGCUCUCACGUGACACCGCUUUUAACGUCAACCCCCUGUAUACAGAGCCAUCAGCGAUACCUACUAUAGCAUUUGAGAGCAAAAGUUCUGUUCUGCAAAAGAGAGCAUCAUGGCAGACCACCUCCUCCCCCUUGCACGUCAAGCCGCAGCGAACAAGACUGUCAUCGCUGUAGGCGGUGCCGCAGCUGUGCUUCUCUUGGUCGCGGGCGACUAUUUGCAGUGGAAGUCUCUUGGAACCGGGGGGACACCCCCCACAAUCCAAGGCUAUGGUCGUAUGCGCAAAAUGGGCCUAUGGCGCUUCUUCUACGGCGACGAUUUGAAAGACGCCUCUCCCUUAAGCAAAGAAGGGCCUACAUACCUGGACGGUCCAGUGCCGAAGCGGGAGGGUGGGCGAGCAAAAGGGUCACGAUGGACGAUGCCACAGCGCCAAAUCGCAGAACCAAUCACACCUGAAGCGCUCGAGCGCCUCGCAACCCUCAUGCACCGCCUCUCCGCCCAGCACCCCAAGCUCCUCUCCUACGGCCUCUCCAAAACCGAGGGCGGCACCGGCCACGCCAUCUACGCCAACCCGGACCUGCCCACCGUCAACCCGGACGCCCACAAGAUCCGGUACGAAGUGGCGCACGUGCAUCCGAGCGAGAACUCGCUGCAUGUGUAUGCGAGCCCUGCGGAUGCGAGGGAGGUGGUGGAAGCGGAGUGGGGGGAGCGGUUUCCUGUGAGCUGGAUUGCGCCGGCGAGCUGGAUUAUGGUGUAUGCGCCGAGGAACGAGGAGGAGGUUGAGGUCGUGGAGAGGAUUGUUAGAGCGGCCGUGGGGUGGAAUACUGGGGUCAAGGUUUGAGGUGAUUCAGUGUGGGUGUUUGAUUUCAUGUGGCUUGGGCUUUGGAUGGCGUAGUUUAAUCGGGGAAUAGUAGUCUCGGUCCUGAUUCACAUGGUUUAGGAGGAGAAAUUAUCAAGGGGAAAGCCUCAUCAAGAACCAAGGCAGACAGAGAAGUAAUUAAAUAUCUACAAUGGGCUGAUCUCAAGAAAAGAAUAUUAGACAGCCAUCCAUCAUAGCUCACGCCUUAGGAACCUUCGCACUUUCCGGAAGC
Messenger RNA from Mytilinidion resinicola, 1199 nucleotides. RefSeq lists its product as uncharacterized. Bases 221 to 949 code for a protein of 242 amino acids. The transcript is spliced from 5 exons. The record is from RefSeq and is a predicted model, not a curated record. Lineage: Eukaryota; Fungi; Ascomycota; Dothideomycetes; Mytilinidiales; Mytilinidiaceae.